Molecule: messenger RNA, 932 nt
Organism: Prionailurus viverrinus (fishing cat)
Lineage: Eukaryota; Metazoa; Chordata; Mammalia; Carnivora; Felidae
Gene: RIPPLY1
Product: ripply transcriptional repressor 1
Exons: 4
Coding region: 1-558 (185 amino acids)
Biological process (GO): embryonic pattern specification; negative regulation of transcription by RNA polymerase II
Cellular component (GO): nucleus
Source: RefSeq, a predicted model, not a curated record
AUGGACUCUUCUGUUCCUGCUGCUGCCCCUGUCCCAGCCCUGGCCCUGGUCCUAGCUCCAGCCCUCCCGCAGGCCCCCCAGGCACUCCCUGGCCUAUUAAGUCCAUCACCACUUGCUUCCAGACAGCAUGUAGGUGGCAGUGAAAGAGGAGCUUGCCUUUGGAGGCCCUGGCUGUCCUCUACAAAUGACCCACCAACGGAGGUGAGGAAACUCAUAGACUCGGCUACUGGUGGGGCAACAGGUGCCAAAGUCACCAAGGCUAACUCCGAGUUCCAUCACCCUGUCAGGUUCUUCUGGCCUAAAUCCUACUCUUUUGACUACCUGUACAGUGAUGGGGAGAUUCUGCUGCAGAACUUCCCUGUCCAGGCCACAAUCAAUCUAUAUGAAGACUCAAACAGUGAAGAGGAGGAGGAAGAGGAGGAGGAGGAGGAGGGGGAAAAGGACAAAGAAGAGGAGAAAAAAGAGAAGGCAGAUGAAAAGGGGCUCGAAGAGUGUGUGAGGGCACCACACAUAGCCACAGCUCAUCCUCCUUCCCCACUCUUGAUGUGCCCAAACUGAACUGGUCAGAGUCUGAUUGGGGUUUAGUAUGCUUGGCAAGCCUCUAGAGCAUCAGUUUGACAGGAAUCUCUGGAUAUAGCCCUCUGUAUUGAAAGUUGGGUUCUUGAGUCAACAGGUCACUCUGGCUAUAUUCAACUGGCCUAUGAACAUAGACCUCGGGCACCUCAUUGUCUGUGUUGCUGUUGUGUUGAGAAGGUCCAAGGAGCUCUAGGGGAAGACUUGCUUUCCGAAGUCCCCUGGAAGCAGAUCAAGACAAUGCAUGCCCAUGUGGAGAGGAACAGUUACUCUUUGUUGGUGGCGGGGGGAAUCUUUGACUCCCCAGCAUUCCAGCUGGCCACAGAGUCCUGUCUCCCCACAGAAAGCCUGACAUCUGG